UCAACAACGGCGUACGUGAUUGGUCAUUGCCUCUGCUAGUUUACCUUGAAGUGUUUCUCUUCUAAACGGAGGUUUAUUGUUCCUCUCUGUUUGAGGCCAAAUUGAUUUAGCGUAGUCCUCCCGGAAUUCGUUCCCCGAACAACCAACCUUUACAAUGGCUGGUGGCAAGGCAGGAAAGGACAGUGGAAAGGCCAAGGCAAAAGCGGUGUCUCGCUCCCAAAGGGCUGGACUUCAGUUCCCUGUGGGUCGUAUCCACAGGCAUCUGAAGACCCGCACUACCAGUCAUGGGCGAGUGGGAGCUACAGCAGCCGUGUACAGUGCUGCCAUUCUGGAAUAUCUCACAGCCGAGGUGUUGGAGUUGGCAGGAAAUGCCUCCAAAGAUCUGAAGGUGAAGCGUAUCACUCCCCGCCAUCUACAGUUGGCCAUUCGUGGAGACGAGGAGUUGGACUCCCUCAUUAAGGCUACCAUCGCUGGUGGUGGUGUGAUCCCUCACAUCCACAAGUCCCUGAUUGGCAAGAAGGGCCAGCAGAAGACUGCAUAAAACACCAUCAUCGUGGUGCGCUGGACUCAAGGACUUGUGUUCGGACUGUGAUCAGAUAAACUUGCAUUUGUUUGUUCA
Molecule: messenger RNA, 619 nt
Organism: Ictalurus punctatus (channel catfish)
Lineage: Eukaryota; Metazoa; Chordata; Actinopteri; Siluriformes; Ictaluridae
Product: histone H2A.V
Exons: 5
Coding region: 155-541 (128 amino acids)
Cellular component (GO): nucleosome
Molecular function (GO): structural constituent of chromatin; protein heterodimerization activity; DNA binding
Source: RefSeq, a predicted model, not a curated record